Molecule: messenger RNA, 3875 nt
Organism: Diospyros lotus (date-plum)
Lineage: Eukaryota; Viridiplantae; Streptophyta; Magnoliopsida; Ericales; Ebenaceae
Product: protein TPLATE
Exons: 7
Coding region: 229-3708 (1159 amino acids)
Biological process (GO): endocytosis
Source: RefSeq, a predicted model, not a curated record
AUCACAGCCAAGACAGUUCAACGACUCCUGCCAGUGCGCAAUGCGUCGGGCGGAAAGGCAGCAAUGGUGGCGAUGAGAUGAGAACACUCUCUCUGUUCUGUGUCGGGGAGAGAAAUCAAUCACCGAAAAGUACACAACCUGAAUUCCGCAGCUGAACACAAAAUUUAGCUGAUCUCAUACUCGCAAUCUCACAAACCCUAACGGUUGGGAACCAAUCCGGCGGUAGAAAUGGACAUUCUGUUCUCUCAGAUCCAAGCGGACCUUCGUUCCAACGACGCCCUGCGCCAAUCGGGCGCUCUCCUCCAGGCCCUGCAGCAGUCCGCCGCCGGCCGCGACAUCUCCAUCAUCGCCAAGUCCGCCGUGGAAGAGAUAGUCGCCUCGCCGGCCUCCGCCGUCUCCAAGAAGCUCGCGUUCGACCUCAUCCGAUCCACUCGACUCACCCCUGACCUUUGGGAAACCGUGUGCACUGGCAUCCGGACCGAUCUCGACUUUCCUGACCCCGAUGUUACUGCCGCUGCCGUCUCCAUCCUCGCCGCCAUCCCUUCCUACCGCCUUGGGAAGCUCAUUGCCGACUGCAACAAGCAAAUCUCCAACUGCUUCGACUCCCCGAGCGACAAUUUGCGGUUUUCCAUCACCGAGACUCUUGGUUGCAUUCUGGCGAGGGACGAUCUCGUGACUCUGUGCGAGAAUAAUAUGAAUUUGUUGGAUAGGGUUUCGGUGUGGUGGACUAGGAUUGGGCAGAACAUGCUGGACCGAUCCGACGCGGUCUCGAAGGUCGCUUUUGAGUCGGUGGGGAGGUUGUUUCAGGAGUUCGAGUCGAAGAGAAUGAGCCGUUUGGCAGGUGAUAAGCUUAUUGACAGUGAGAAUUCAGUUGCAAUUCGGUCGAAUUGGGUCUCCUCAAUGAUUGAUUUCGUUUGGAGGAAGCGCAACGCGUUGAUGGCCAGAUCGUUGAUUCUACCAGUCGAGAGUUUCAGGGCGACGGUGUAUCCGUUAGUUUAUGCAGUGAAGGCAGUGGCUUCAGGUUCAGUGGAGGUUAUUCGGAAGCUCUCAAUGUCUAGAACUGCCAACAGCCACGAUUUGGACUCCAAUGCAGAGAAACUCGUGGGAGUAUCUGAUGUUGUUUCGCAUUUGGCACCAUUUCUGGCAUCGUCACUGGAACCAGCAUUGAUUUUUGAGGUGGCGAUUAACAUGUUAUACUUAGCUGAUGUUCCUGGAGGGAAGACUGAGUGGGCCUCGCAGUCGAUUAUUGCAAUUCUCACACUUUGGGACAGGCAAGAAUUUUCAUCAGCUCGAGAAAGUAUUGUCAGAGCCGUUGUCACGAAUCUACACCUCCUUGAUCUUAAUAUGCAGGUUUCAUUGUUUAGAAGGUUGCUGAUCAUGGUGAGAAACUUGAGAGCAGAAUCAGACCGCAUGCAUGCUUUAGCAUGCAUCUGUCGGACUGCUCUUUGUGUUGACCUUUUUGCAAAGGAAAGUGUUCGAAGAGGCCAAAAACCUCUUCCAGGAACUGAUAUUGCUUCACUCUUUGAAGAAGCAAGAAUAAAAGAUGAUCUCAACAGCACCACAAGUAAAAGUUUAUUCAGAGAAGAAUUGGUCGCUACACUUGUCGAAAGCUGUUUCCAGUUGUCCUUACCACUGCCUGAACAAAAGAAUUCAGGUAUGGAGAGCAGAGUUAUUGGAGCAUUAGCAUAUGGAACUGGCUAUGGAGCAUUAAAUUGGACAGAGCCUGCUUUGGAAGUUGUGGAAGUGUGUAGGCCAUGCGUUAAAUGGGAUUGUGAGGGUCGAACAUACGCCAUUGAUUGUUAUUUGAAAUUGUUGGUUAGGCUUUGCCAUAUUUAUGAUACCAGGGGAGGUGUUAAAAGAGUCAAAGAUGGUGCCUCUCAGGAUCAAAUUAUGAAUGAAACACGGUUACAGAAUUUGCAACGUGAACUUGUGAAAGAUCUGCGCGAGGUGAACACCCCUAGAAUUUGUGCCCGCCUUUUAUGGGCUAUUUCAGAGCACAUUGACUUAGAAGGUUUGGACCCACUUCUUGCUGAUGAUCCAGAGGACCCGCUGAACAUUAUUAUAUCAAAUGUACACAAGGUUUUGUUUAACAUAGACGCAGCUCCAACUUCAACAAAUAGGCUUCAGGAUGUUCAGGCUGUUCUUCUUUGUGCUCAGCGGUUGGGAUCACGUCAUGCUAGGGCAGGGCAAUUGCUGAUCAAAGAGUUGGAAGAGUUCAGAAAUGGUGGCUUAGCUGAUUCUGUCAAUAAGCAUCAGUGCCGCCUAAUAUUACAGAGGAUUAAAUAUGUUACCAACCACCAUGAAAGCAAGUGGGCUGGGGUUAGCGAGGCCAGAGGAGAUUACCCAUUUAGUCACCACCAAUUAACUGUGCAAUUUUAUGAAGCAUCUGCAGCUCAGGACCGAAAGUUGGAAGGAUUAGUUCACAAGGCUAUUCUGGAACUCUGGAGGCCUGACCCCAGUGAAUUAACUCUUUUGUUGGCAAAAGGAAUAGAUUCUAAGUUACUUAAGGUUCCACCAAUUGCAAAUACUUUGACUGGUAGUAGUGACCCUUGUUAUGUCGAAGCAUAUCAUUUGGCAGACUCAAGUGAUGGAAGGAUUACUCUGCACUUAAAGGUUCUAAAUUUGACAGAAAUUGACCUCAACAGGGUGGAUAUCAGGGUAGGGUUAUCUGGUGCAUUGUACUUCAUGGAUGGAUCUCCUCAAGCAGUUAGGCAGCUGCGUAAUCUUAAUUCACAGGAUCCAGUACUGUGUAGUGUGACUGUUGGUGUCUCCCAUUUUGAGAGGUGUGCCCUCUGGGUUCAAGUCUUGUACUACCCCUUCUAUGGAAGUGAAUCAGUAGAUUAUGAAGCGGACUAUGCUGAAGAAGAUCCACAGGUUACGAGACACAAAAGAAACCUGAGGCCAGAAACAGGAGAGCCUGUUAUAUUGAGAUGUCAGCCUUACAAGAUUCCACUGACUGAACUUCUUCUACCACAUAAAAUCUCACCUGUGGAGUACUUCCGCCUAUGGCCUAGUUUACCUGCUGUAGUGGAAUACACUGGUACUUACACAUAUGAAGGAAGUGGGUUUAUGGCUUCUGCUGCACAGCAAUAUGGCGCUUCUCCUUUUCUAAGUGGGCUGAAAUCUCUAUCUUCAAAGCCUUUCCAUAAAGUUUGCUCACACGCCAUCCGGACUGUUGCUGGGUUCCAGCUUUGCUUUGCUGCAAAAACCUGGUACGGAGGAUUCCUCGGCAUGAUGGUUUUUGGUGCCAGUGAAGUGAGCAGGAAUGUGGAUUUAGGUGACGAGACAACAACUAUGAUAUGCAAAUUUGUGGUCCGAGCUUCUGAUGCAUCAAUCACAAAAGAGAUUGGAUCCGAUCUUCAGGGUUGGUUGGACGACCUCACAGAUGGUGGCGUCGAGUACAUGCCUGAAGAUGAAGUUAAGGUGGCUGCUGCUGAGAGGCUACGGAUCUCUAUGGAGAGGAUAGCCUUGCUAAAGGCAGCCCAAGCUCCUCCCAAGACUCCAAAAUCUGACGAAGAAGAAGAGGAAGAGGACGAGGAAGACGAGGAUGGAAAGAAGAAAGAAAAUGGCGAAAAAGAUGGCAAGCCCAAGGGACCUUCUACACUGUCGAAAUUGACUGCAGAGGAAGUGGAGCAUCGAGCCCUUCAAUCAGCAGUUCUGCAGGAAUGGCACAUGCUUUGUAAGGACAGAAGCGCUAAAGUUAAGUAGCUUCAUUUGGUUAUCAUAAUUUUUUCUUUCUUUUUGUCGUCCAGUUUCUGUGUAUUCUUUGUACUUUCAUUAUUAUUAGUCUUUUUUGUUGGGUUCUUUUUGGCCCAUUCUAUCCGGUACUUGGUUGAUCUGAAGAUAAGAAGAGUGCUAGUAUUGUUGUUUUUCAA